Molecule: messenger RNA, 1428 nt
Organism: Cantharellus anzutake
Lineage: Eukaryota; Fungi; Basidiomycota; Agaricomycetes; Cantharellales; Hydnaceae
Product: major facilitator superfamily domain-containing protein
Exons: 11
Coding region: 1-1428 (475 amino acids)
Biological process (GO): transmembrane transport
Molecular function (GO): transmembrane transporter activity
Source: RefSeq, a predicted model, not a curated record
AUGAUGGAACGACUACAAGUAACGGAUGAUCCCGCAGACAUUGGAUAUUAUAGCGGUCUUGUUGAUUCUUGUUUCGCCAUCGCUCAACUCUUGACGGUCAUCUAUCAAUGGGGCAAAUGGUCGGACCGUCUUGGGCGAAAACCAAUCAUAGCUGUGGGUCUGAUAGGUGUGGCCAUUAGCUCAUACUUUUUCGGGUUGAGCACAUCUCUCACUACUGCACUUAUCUCGAGAUCCAUUGGUGGCGUGCUCUCUGGCAAUGCGGUCGUUGUUUCCUCCAUGAUUUCCGAAAUGACGGACAGCACCAAUCAAGGGAAAGCCUUCCCUCUAUUCGGUGCGACCUGGGCUCUCGGAUGCGUCAUCGGACCCAUAAUAGGCGGUAACUUGAGCAAUCCCGCCGAGCGUUAUCCUGAACUUUUUGGACGAUUUCAGCUCUUGAAAGAUUACCCUUAUUUUCUUCCAUGUAUCAUUUCUUCUGGCAUCACGGUCCUUUCGCUACUUCUUUGUCUAUUCUUCGUCGAUGAGACACUUCCUAGGAUCCUCGAAGCGCGUAAAGCGAAGAAAGAUAGCCUGCUUUCACCUUCCCCAUCUAUGUCCACUUACGGGUCCACAUCUAACACACCCACUUUUGGUUCUCGCUCUCAUUCGCCCACGCCGUCCAACUCCGAGACUCUCGUCGAGGAUAUCUCCGAACCCCCCACUCCCGUCUCGGAAUCUUUUCCGAGUCAGAUCGGUGACAACAAAAAGGAAACGAUGUCGUUGAGCGAAAUUCUCAGUUACCCAACUGUACGCUCGAUCAUGGUUUCGAGUUUUAUGCUUUCUUUCGUGAGCAUGGCGUUUGAUGUUGUCUUUGUGCUAUUCUCGUACACCAGCAUUGACCUAGGGGGAUUGGGUAGAACGCCUCAGCAAAUUGGAUUUGCGAUGUCGGCGAGUGGAGUUGCAGGCGCGAUUGGUUCGCUGUUUGUUUUCCCUUUCUUCCAGCGGACCUUUAACAACCGCAAGCUAUAUACUUUCUUGAUGUCGAUGUGGAUUGUAGCCUUCCUGUUCGCGCCGAUAGGAAGUAUGUUCAUUCGUCUUUCUCAUGAUGAUCCUACGGUUGCCUGGCUUGGAAUUGCAUUCAUUCUUGCCCCUGUCAGAAUAGCGGUGCUCAACUUUCCGCUUAACAUGAUCCUCGUGAGGAGUUCGGCGCCCUCGAUAGGGGUGCUCGGGACUAUAUUUGGAUUGCAACAGACACUGGGGGCGUUCGCGCGAGCCAUUGGUCCUGCAUUCAUCAGCUCUUUGUAUGCCUUCUCCACGGAUCAUAUGGAGAUCUUACACGGUCAUCUCGUCUGGUUCGUCAUGGUUUCACUUACGAUUUAUGGGGCUUACGUUUCGAGCCGUGUGAGGGAUAUCGACACUGAUCGAGAGACGCUCGACGGCGUUGAAGCCUGA